CUUUUGACCUCCCGCCAGCGCACUCAUUGAUCAGCUGAUCAAAUUGACGCUCUUCGCUCAGAGGAAACUUUGGACUUCGCAUUGAGAUAUUGAAUGUAUUCCAAGAGGCGUUAAAUGAAAAAAAGAAAACAGUAUUUUUGAUGAUGAAUACAUCUUGGAAAGGUUGUCACUUGUUUCCCAGAAAUGUUUGGUCCAUUGCCACACACUAUUCGACCACUCCAGAAAUGCCGGCUUGCGAGUACCAACCUAAAAAAUACAUGGGCCCCGGCUACGAGCGGGUGUGGAGGAUCCGCAGCGACCACCUGUUCAAGAACGCCCCGCCGUACUACAAGAGACCUCUGCUGAUCCACGACGGCUACAUGCAGUGGCUGUUCGACCACCGCGGCCGGCGCUACCUCGACAUGUUUGGGGGCAUCGUCACUGUCAGCGUGGGCCACUGCCACCCGAAGGUCGUCGAGGCUGCAGCGGAGCAGAUGAAGUCACUCUGGCACACCACCAACAUCUACCUGCACCCCAAACUGUACGAAUAUGCCGAGAAACUGACCAGCAAGCUGCCCAGGAAGCUCAAGGUGGCGUACUUCGUGAACAGUGGCUCGGAGGCGAACGACGUCGCGAUGUUGCUGGCGAGGCUUCACACGGGCAGCCAUGAUGUCAUCUCCUUCUGCAACGCCUACCACGGCAUGACACUGGGUGCCAUGGGGCUCACGGCCAUGUGCACGUGGAAGCACGCCGUCCCCUCCGCGCUGGGGGUGCACCACGCGAUGAACCCGGACGUGUACCGCGGUGUCUGGGGCGGUGCGCGCUGCCGGGACUCUCCCGUCCAGACGGAGCGGGAGUGCGCCUGUGCUCCCGGGGCAUGUGAGGCCGGCGACCAGUACUACGGCCAGCUGGAGGAGCUGUUCAAGUACUCGCUCCCUCGCGGGCGGGUCGCGGGGCUCUUCGCAGAGUCCAUCCAGGGUAUUGGUGGCACUGUGCAGUUCCCGAAGGGAUUCCUGAAGAAAGCUUACGAGUUGGUGAAAAGCAACGGUGGUGUUUACAUUGCAGAUGAGGUACAGACGGGGUUCGGACGGACGGGUGAACACUUCUGGGGCUUCGAGAUGCACGGCGUGGAACCGGACAUCGUGACCAUGGCCAAGGGCAUGGGCAAUGGCUUCCCCAUGGCCGCGGUCAUCACUACGCCCGAGAUCGCCAGCAAGGCAGAGCAGGCGCUGCACUUCAGUACGUUCGGCGGCAACCCUGUGGCGUCUGCCGUGGGGCUGGCCGUGUUGCAGGUUAUAGAGGAGGAGGAGACGCAGCAGAGGAGCCACGAGGUGGGCACGCACCUGCUCCGGCGUCUGGCGGACCUGCGGGACCGGUACCAGUGCGUGGGUGACGUGCGAGGCAAGGGCCUCAUGGCGGGCGUGGAGCUGGUGGAGGACAGGCGCAGCAGGCGCCCGCUGCCUGCCAAGAGCUUCGUCGACGUCUGGGAGGACUGCAAGGACAUGGGGCUGCUGCUGGGGCGAGGCGGCCUCUCCGGCAACGUGUUCCGGAUCAAGCCUCCCAUGUGUGUCACGAAGGAAGAUGCAGACUUUACCGUCGCUGUGCUGGAGACGGCCUUCCAGAAACUCACUGAGAAACGAGAGCGGUCGCUCCCUUAACCCUGACAGCACAUUCUGUCCCAAUCACUGUUUGUGUUCAUGUCAUAAUUGUAAUGGAGGAUGUUGGUACUGGAGAAAACAUACUGUGAAACAUAUUUAAUCAGUUUCCAAAAUGUGUUCCACUUAUAAGCAUAUGGAAUUAUGCAUUUAGUGUACAAUCAUAUGAGUGAUUUCAAUAUUUUGUUGAGUUUCACUGGUAAGUGAAAACAAAUUUUUUAUAGUCAUUUUAUAAAUGCUUUAAAAGGGUUUUAUUGUAGAAGGUACUUUCAAGAAAGUGUACAUCUGCAGUUGGAAGUGCACCUAUCCCUCACUUAGCACGACUAAUUAUUUCCUAAAAAUGCUCGUGUUAUUCGAAAUCGCGUAUUCUGAAGCAUUAGUUUCCAUAAGUAGCAAGGCUUAUUUAAUUAAAGUGUUCCAAAAUUGUCUAGGAAAAUAUACUUCACAUAAUAUAAAUGCAUUAGAAUAACACUCAACGAUAAAUAUGUCACACCAUUAAUCUUUAUAUGCCUCCUAUCGCACUUUGUAUGACAAAUACGACACUGCGUAAUGCGAGAUACGUGGUUAUGUACUUUAUCGUCACUCGACUGGCUGACUUGCCUGUCAACUCACGUUGCGUAUCUUUCCAAACCAUUCUUUACUGACAGUGAAACCGAUAUUACUGUCCGGAUACUUACAUUUUAAUUAUUCAAAAAUUAAAGUGCUUAUCAUGUCUUAUCGCAUAAUCGUCGCACAAUUUAUAAUACGAUCAAGUUACAAAAGUAGGGAUGAGAAUUUUAUGCAAAAGAAAAUUGUUGAUAGGUAAAUUUAUUCAUAAAAAAUAACCCAUUCAUGGAAAGUACAUUUAUUUAAAAAGUAGAGUAUAAAAAAAGCACGCCGCCAAACAAUUUAAAUGAAUAAAUCAUGCAACAAAAACCUUUCUUCAACUUUAAAUAGAAAAUCAAAAUCUGUGACCCAAAUGCGAGCCUGAACUAACAUAUAACUAUUGUCGUAAUACAUACCACGAAAUAGUGAGGGCUAUCAAAUGUAGUAAACUCGGCACAAGACAGAGAGCGCACGUUGCAUGCAAUCGGCGAGAUAUCAAUAUCGAUAUUCGACUAUGUGUGCGCGCUCUAUACGGGAAGCAACAUAGCCAAACAUGAAUGAUGCCAACUAGCGCUGGCUACAUUUUUAUAAAUGGUACACCGCGGCGACGCAGACAGAUAAAUGUUAUAACGUUUAAAAAGUCUUUAAAAUAAAAUUGUGCGCACAGUUGACUUGCUUAAAACUAAAGUGCGACCAACAUAAGCGUGGCCUUCAUGUCAAACUGUGCGCCAUAAUACUUCUAUUUUUGUCUCAAAUACUUGAACACAGUGCAUUAUGAUAAUGAGUGAUCAAGUAUGUACAGCUACCGGCAUCUGAAUGGGGCAGAGGCUGCUUUUGUUUGUGUGAAUUCCCUGCUACUGGCUAGACUGAGUUCACGGCCCGGUCUGUGGCCAGGCGACAACGGUACAGCACGGCGGCAUAUGCGCGGACGGAAAAAAAUUUGGUCCUUUACACUUCAUAGUCGCGAUUUAACUUGCCAUAGCUUAUGUUUGUACAACAGCCGAUAGCGUAGUCAGACCUGCGCGUGCAUCUCUUCCCCCCUUGUUUGACUAACUGUAUCCCACGGAACAUCUGUUGUUUACAAAAGUUGAUACAGACUUCGUGGCGUCGUGCCCUACUUUUUUUUUUGCCUGGGGAGAUUUCGCGCUAACUGAAAUUUACAGACGUGCUAUUCAAGACUGGGGCAAUAAAAUUAACAUUGCGUUAAAUGAAUCCGUGCAAUCUGAAGACGUGCUAAGUGAGGGAUUGGUGUACCUGCAUUUGACUACUAUAUAUAACAGCUUGUUUAAAGUUUUUGGGAGAUAUACAUAUGAGAUAUUUUAUAUUACUAACAAAAAGUUUAUAAUUAUAAUAUACCUGGCCUAGUCAGUGUAUAUCUAGUCCAUACAAUGUUAAAUGCGAAAACCUAACCCAUAGGUUUACCUCUGUUUACUCUUGACAUGUUGAAUUAACUAUUUAGUUUCCAAACUACAUAGUAUAUUUUCUUACAAAUUUUGAAAGAGCAACAUGAUAAAAAAAAGUUUUUAUGUUGCAUCUAUUGCUAAUUAACUAAUUUUCAUCUUCAUUGUGAAUAAAAUACUUCUAUUUAAUUUUAUCACUACAUUAUUUGGUCAAUAUUUUCUAAGAUCUCAUCAAACAAAUAAACUGCUUCUACUUGAGGAGUUUUUUCAUAAGUUUAAGUAACUAAACUUUAACCUGGUAAGGUUUUUGUAAGUGCCUAUAGGCCUACUUGCAAGAUAAAGACUAUAAUCCUGCUGUAACACCAUCUUGACUACACAUGGUCUUUUGUGACAAUGACUGUCCAGUGAAUCUCUAUAAUUCAAGUAUGAAUUGUACAGCAGGUAUACUAGAACAAAAAAAAAGUUUUUACACUGUCAUUUCAAAUGGAAUACUUACUAUAAAUGCAUUGCUAGAUGUGGUAACGAACAUAAAUGUACAGGAGCAUGUAAACAAAGUAAAAAUCUGUUACAGUAAUUGAUGAAGUUAUAGAUUAAUUGGGCAUGUUUUAUAAUACACGCAGGUUUCAAUGAAGUCAAGACAAGGAAGUAGGAUGCUAGUUACAUAGAUAAUUUGACAGGACUUGUCUGGGGUCAGAUGACUGAGUAGCGAUCACGAACACUAGUUAAGGUCUCCGCCUACCCCAGAACACAUACAGUGUGCAGAGCUUCGGGAAAUACCACACAAUUUUUAAAAACUGUUCAAAAUAUCAGAGUGGGGGUCUGUUUACGAAAAGCAUUAAGGAUAAUGCUGAGGGCAAAAGAGUAGUUCUGUUUCUGUAUUUUGUUUUUAAACUGUAUUUUAAGAAUAGUUAAAAUUGUUAAGCGCUUGUUUUCAGAAUAAUUUUUAGACAUGAAACACACGGUACAGAUUCUUGAAAGCACUCGAGGAACUUGUAUUACACCUUUAUCUUCAUUUCUCUGUCAUAUAAUGUUAUAGUUACCAAUCAAAUCUCAUAUUUGUCCAAUGUACGACGAGAAGACUGCACGCCAGUCCUCAGCCUUGCUCUUAGAGGCGACACCGUGCUAGAAGCAAGCACCAGUAAGCGUCGCACUUAACACGCCUCACUAACACAAAUACAUCCCUGACUAGGCAGGCCACUUAAAAAAAAAAAGCAAUUGCACAUUAAAUUUUAUAAAUUACAUUCAGAUAUUCAGGUUCAAAAAAAAAAUCUUUUUAUAAUUUUUUACUGAUUCGAUACUGGAAGGGCACAUAGACACACCAAAAUAUGGUGCUUUUAACUUCCACAUUGAAAGUGUUUUCAAACUUAGCAACGGAACACAAUUAUUUUGACCUCUCAGUAAUGCUUUAAAUUUUAAAUACAGCAAUAUUUUGCAGUGGAACUUUUCGACCUUAAUAUAAUAUUUAUGACAUCAAUAAAUCUUUAUUUUGUAUGUGUGAUCACUUCAUAACAGAAUAAAAUAGUUUUGAAAAUAAGGUUUGGGGACAAUGUUAACAUACAGUAACUUAUAAAAUGGGAAAAUUUAUACUUGAAAGUUAAUUUUUACAACCUACCUCAUGUGCUAAAAACUUUCUUUUUGUGACUGAAAAUGUACCUAAUAGCAAAAGAAAAUAUGACAAGAGAAAAGCAGCAUGUGCAGUUGGAGAAUGCUUGAAAAAUAUUCUUGCAUCCAGGCAAUCUUACCCUUUUAGAUGAAGUCAUAUUGUCAUGAUAUAUUGUUAUAUAUUUUUAUGAAAACUAAUGUAUAAUGUUUUAUUUUUUACAAAUGUGAUUGCACAGGGCAAGCAUGAAUUAAUUUUCUAAGAUAAUGGAAAUUAAGUGUCUUAUUGAUAGAAAGCUGAUUAUUUAUAUAAAAUAAAUAAACACUACAAAAAUCAAGGUCAUAUGUUGAUUUGUGUGUGGAUAAUCAGUUUAAAACCGUAUCAAAAAAUUCAAGCUAUGAUAAACUUAAAAGAUUGAUAUAAUCUAAUUAUUUCUCAUCUGAUCUUAACAUGCUUGCCUUUGAGCAUACAAUGUUUCAAGUGGAUUAUAUAUGUUUACAAUCAAAACACAAAGAUUUGUAUAUUUUAUAAACUUUAUAUAUAUUUCAAUAAAUAUAACAAAGCUAUUUA
Molecule: messenger RNA, 5789 nt
Organism: Bacillus rossius redtenbacheri
Lineage: Eukaryota; Metazoa; Arthropoda; Insecta; Phasmatodea; Bacillidae
Product: alanine--glyoxylate aminotransferase 2, mitochondrial
Exons: 10
Coding region: 141-1637 (498 amino acids)
Biological process (GO): glyoxylate catabolic process
Cellular component (GO): mitochondrion
Molecular function (GO): pyridoxal phosphate binding; L-alanine:glyoxylate transaminase activity
Source: RefSeq, a predicted model, not a curated record